Messenger RNA from Sorghum bicolor (sorghum), 3086 nucleotides. Its product is annotated as protein WEAK CHLOROPLAST MOVEMENT UNDER BLUE LIGHT 1-like. The record is from RefSeq and is a predicted model, not a curated record. NCBI's taxonomy places the organism in Eukaryota, Viridiplantae, Streptophyta, Magnoliopsida, Poales, Poaceae. The transcript has 3 exons. The coding region runs from base 235 to 2712 and encodes 825 amino acids.
CGACCAGCGGAGUCGUGAGCCAGACAAACCGAGCAGCAUACACACGUACGCCCCCCAGCCUCCUGCCUCCCCUCAGAAUAAACAGCAAAAAAGGAAGGAAAAAAAAUCAAUCGCGAGCACGAAGAGCGGAGAUCCAAAUCGGCGCAAAAGGAGGCGCUCGCUCGCUUCGCCCGCACGGAAGUUCCUCCGCGCCAUCGAGGAGCAAACCAAUUGCGGCCUGGAAAAGGCUAAGGAAUGGAAUCGACGUAUGCCACUGAAGAGAGUGACUCAAAAGACUCGUCUGCAAAUAAAUCUUCAUCUCCAACAGGAAGAUCAGAAAUUUCAGUGGAUUUACCAACUACUCCUGCAGCCAAGGAAGUUCCUGGACAUAGUGAUCAUGAGGGACCAAGCGGACAUGAGGUGAUGUCAGCACAAGCAGAAACUGAAAACUCUACUCUGCAUAUAGUUUCUGCUGAUAGUAUGGAUUCAUCUUUACAGGUCCUAGAAAUGAGGCUUCCUGAUCUAACAGAAGACAUUGCAGAAUCAAAUGUGCCUUCAGAUACAGAUCCUGAAAUGCUGUCUAAUUCAGGACCAGCUGAGGUAUACAUAAGCUCAACAAAUGAUAAGGCAGAUUAUCCUUCUUCAGUAGACGCAAGUGAAGUGAAUGGUGGGCCUGUAAAUGUUUCAAAUGGUGCUGGAACUAUGCUAAGCGAUGAAAUGAAAGCUAAAGAAGAUGAGACACACCAUCAGACUGAUACGCACACAAAGUUGAAAAUGAAACAAGAUUCAGAAACAACACCUGAAAGUCCAUACAGAGGACUUAUUGACACUGCUGCACCCUUUGAGUCUGUUAGAGAAGCUGUCACCAAGUUUGGAGGAAUUGUUGAUUGGAAAGCUCACAAAGCUCAGAUGAUCGAGAGACACAAGCUCAUACAACCUGAACUAGAAAAGAUUCGAACAGAAAUUCCACUUUGCAAGGAGGAACUAGAAGCUGCUGAGGCGGCUAAAUCUCAAGUUGUGAAUGAGCUAGAGCACACCAAGAGGCUUAUUGAGGAGCUGAAGCAUCACCUGGAGAAAGUACAGGUUGAAGAAGCUCAGGCAAAGCAGGACUCUGAGCUUGCACAACUCAGGGCACAAGAGAUUGAGCACGGAGUAGCUGAUGAAGCCAGUGCGAUAGCCAGGACACAAAUGGAAGUCGCCAAAGAAAGGCACAAAAAGGCUGUUGCUGAACUUAAGUCAGUAAAAGAGGAGUUGAAGUCAGUACAUGAACAGUAUGCUGCCCUGAUAGAUGAAAGAGACACAGCAAUCAAAAGAGCAGAAGAGGUCAUAUCUGCAGGGAAGGAGAUUGAGAAGAGAGUGGAGGAACUGACAUUAGAAUUGAUUGCGUCUAAAGGGUCUCUUGAGUUGGCCCAUGCUGCACAUCAUGAAGCAGAGGAACGCAGGAUCGGUGCAGCAUUGGCGAAAGAGCAGGAUCGCAUUGCCUGGGAGAAAGAGUUGCAUCAGGCGCAAGAGGAGCUGGAACAACUAGACAGUAAUCUUAAGUUCAAUAGUGAUAUGCAGCUGAAUAUUGAUGCAAAUUUGCACAAGUUGCUUAGCCUCAAAGCGGAGCUGUCUGCCUACAUGGUGAAGAAACUGACUGAAGAAGCUGAAGGAGUUUCCAAGGAGCAUGAGUCUGAAGAUUCUAAACACAUUAGCAACUCUGUUAAGGAAGCUCUAGCAUCGAAACAGAAAGAACUUCAGGAGGUCAAAGCGGACAUUGAGAAGGCAAAGGCUGAGGCCAACGUGCUAAGAUUUGCUGCCAUGACACUCAGAUCAGAACUGGACAAUGAGAAAGCUUCACUUGUUGCGUUGCAACAGGGGGAGGCUAUGGCAUCCGUUGCUGUUUCUUCACUAGAAGCUGAGCUCAAUCGGACGAAACAAGAGAUAGAAUCUGUGAGGUCCAAGGAAGCAGAGGCCGAAGAAAAGGUGGUGGAGCUUCCCAUGGUUUUACAGCAAGCGACUCAGGAGGCUGAGGAAGCCAGGGUAGCAGCUCACUUAGCUCAUGAGGAGCUGAGGAAGGCCAAGGAGGAAUUCGAGCAAACCAAGGCAGCUGCAGCUGCAGCAGAGACCAGGUUAUCUGCUGUUGUGAAAGAAGCAGAAGCAUCUGCAGCAUCAGAGAGGCUAGCACGUGAGGCGGUUCAAGCUUUGCAAGAAAGCAAAGAGGCAAGAGACACUACGGAUUCUCCGAGACGAGUGGUGCUUCCUCUAAGCGAGUACUAUGAACUCAGCAAGAGAGCACAUGAAGCUGAAGAACAGGCAAGUGAGAAGGUAGCAGAAGCAUUGGCACAGGUAGUGUUGGCAAAGGAAUCAGAAGCAAGGAGCCUGGAGAGACUAAAGGAAACAUCCGAGGAAAUGGAUGAGAAGAAGGAAGAACUUGAAAUUGCAUUGGAGAGAGCCGGGAGGGCGAACGAAGGGAAACUUGGUGCGGAGCAGGAACUGAGGAAAUGGAGAGCUGACCAUGAGCAGCGCCGCAGAGCUCAUGAAUCCACGAAACGCGCGGUGAAUCCUUUGAAUGGUCCGUCUAGAGUAUUUGUUGAACAGAAGGAUCCACAUCACAAGGAGCAGGAAUCCAAGGUACAUAUGUCGGGAAGUAGCUACGAGGGCUUUGUUCCAAACCAAAAGUUGCAGAGGAAGAAAUCGCUGUUCCCUCUGAUGGGCUCGGUUCUAUCCAGGAAGACCCGGGCACAGACGUGAGAUAAACGAGAUCCUAGACACCUGGGACUUUGUCAUUCACAUUGCUGUACAUUGGUGUAAUAAGCUGUUUUUUUGCCUGGUCUUCUUUGGAAAGAGCUUUUUUUUUGUUUAAAGCUUGCCAGCUGGUGAAAGUGUAAUUUAAUUUGUCAGUAUAAAAACACAGUGGGCACAUUGGAAUACGUUUAUAUGAUUUUUUGGUAACUUAUUAGGUCUACAAUCUACAUGAAGAAAUUGUUCAAGUCUUGCAAUUCAGUGUAGGUGUAGCGCUAUUCUGUAAUGUUUCUCCUGAAACCUGAACUAUUUGGAGUGAGAUAGUUACAUACUCCUGCCUUUCUGAAUGUUGAUACACCUGCCACUGUGGUAGAAUUCUCUUA